AACUCGCGCCGCUGUCGAAGAGAGGGAACACAUCAGAAGCCAUGUCUACGGACAUCACCUCUAUGAAUGUCGCGUCCCUGAAGGCGCUCUGCAAAUUGCGAGGAAUCACAGGUUAUUCGAAACUGACUCGCCAGGCUCUCCUGGAGAAGCUUGGCGUCUCUCAACCCAAGUCCGCUUUCCCAACAGCAAGUCAAUCCUCCCACAAGAGCGCUUCUGCUUGUGCACCAGAGGCGCACCAACCCACGCCACCCAGUGCGAGAAUCGUUACUGGUUUUGCAGUAGCUCAGAGUGGAUGCGGGCAUGUCCAAGACCAGGGAUCCAUUGUUCCUGUGAUGUAUCCCGAGUCUCGCGGAGCUGUUGGCACAUUUCCAUCCGUUCCGCUUGUCCUCCCUGACGAUAACUCGGAGCAUCCAUGCGACAGGAGACGAGACGUUUCUAAUUUUGCCCAGCCCAAGGUCUCUUUGGUGUCUACACAUGACUCUAUUUAUAGUAUACAGUCUCAACCAACCAUCUCCAACGCGGAAGAUUCCUGCCAACGGCGAAAACGAGGGCCAGAGGACGCGAUGGUCGCGUCGAUAUCAUCCAAAAAGCCAAGGGAAGCAACAGAGGAUCUGUGUGCGAACCAAUUGGAACUGGAUCCCGUUACACGCCGCCCAAGUUCGCCAGUAACGACUACUGGCGUGGAACACUCACCUACUGACGUCAAUGGAACCAUACCCGGAUAUGCUACACCGAAAAUCGUUCUAGAUUCCAGUGUCAUCUCGAACACUGUUUCAACUCCUAAUAUGAACUCGAGCUUCAGCGGAACUGAUUCUUCUAUUGGGGCCAAAAAAGGCCCGCUUCUGCUAGUUUCAAAACCAUUCGUCCGUCACUAUCCAAGCCCGCUAAAACUUCCCCCUGCAAAACCUACCAGCUUUGCUCCCCAGCGAAAAAUUCCCAUAGCUUUUCCUGAUGCGCCGUACCCUCUUUACCAUCUUGAUUUCCCGCCGGCAUCUGAGCCUCCCUUGCCGAAGAGCAUCUCUGUGCCUCCACGUAUCUCCCAACGCCAUAUGACUGCCCAGCUCGCUGUCAUCCUAAUGGGGCUUUCGGACUCUGAGCGGGGUAUUUGCAUUUUGGUGUCGAAGGCCUGGAGAUAUGCAGGUAUUGAAAAUCUAUUUCCACCCGCUGAUAAUAUCCUACUUGCUCCGCAAAGUGUACCUGUCGGCUUUAUCGAUACUCCAACUUCACUAUGCGGGUGACCGACUGGAGGAAUACGUUAAG
Messenger RNA from Cantharellus anzutake, 1260 nucleotides. RefSeq lists its product as uncharacterized. The record is from RefSeq and is a predicted model, not a curated record. The transcript has 3 exons. Lineage: Eukaryota; Fungi; Basidiomycota; Agaricomycetes; Cantharellales; Hydnaceae. Bases 42 to 1238 code for a protein of 398 amino acids.